CAAAAUCAAUUACAAGAAUCUGCUACUGAAGCAAGUUUGCUAGUAGCAAAGCAGAUUGCUCAAUGUGGGAGACCUUUUGCUGAAAGAGAAUUUGUAAAAAAGUGCAUGUUGGAUGUUUGUGAUGUAAUGUGUCCAGAAGCUAAACAUAAAUUUGAAAAUAUAAGUCUGUCUUGGCAAACUAUUGCCCGAAGAAUAGAAGAUAUGAAUACUAAUUUAAAUGAGCAGUUACUGAAUGAUUUAGAAUCGGUCCAUUUUUAUUCAAUAGCUCUUGACAAAAGUUGUGAUGUAAAGGAUACAGCUCAGUUAUUAAUUUUUAUCAGAGCUAACAUUGAAGAUUUUCAAAUUUCUGAAGAACUUUUGUCAAUUGUUCCUAUGAAAGACACAACAAAGGGAGAUCUUUUCCGAAAGAUUGAAGAAUGUAUUUUGAAAUACAGUAUUGACUGGAAAAAAUUGGUGAAUGUAACAACAGAUGGAUCACCAAGUAUGAUUGGAAAAAAUAUUGGUCUCAUAAAACAAAUUGAAGACAAAAUUUCUGAAAUUGAUCCAAAUCAUAAAAUUAUACCCACUCAUUGCAUUAUUCAUUGCAAAAAUGUUUUAAAAAUCAAUCAUAUUGUGGAAUUAGUUUUAGGGAAACAAAAUGGUAUUGCUGCAUCAUACCAAACAAGCAAUAAUUCACAGCAUGAAAAUACUUCAGAAUUUACAAUAUUUCCACCAUUAUCUGCUGUUGUUAUGCAACCUUCUAAUUUGUCGGACGACAAAGUAACAUUUGAGCCACUACCCGAAAUCUUAAGCAGAAGCUCCACUGUAAGUCACGACAGUCAGCUUCUAAGAGUUGCAAAAUUUACUGGCUCUUUUGGUAAAGGUUUAGAUGAUUGGUUUG
Messenger RNA from Centruroides sculpturatus (bark scorpion), 880 nucleotides. RefSeq names its product general transcription factor II-I repeat domain-containing protein 2-like. The annotation marks the transcript as partial. The transcript is spliced from 2 exons. NCBI's taxonomy places the organism in Eukaryota, Metazoa, Arthropoda, Arachnida, Scorpiones, Buthidae. The record is from RefSeq and is a predicted model, not a curated record.